Molecule: messenger RNA, 2084 nt
Organism: Daphnia carinata
Lineage: Eukaryota; Metazoa; Arthropoda; Branchiopoda; Diplostraca; Daphniidae
Exons: 7
Coding region: 212-1507 (431 amino acids)
Molecular function (GO): protein binding
Source: RefSeq, a predicted model, not a curated record
UUGAAGUAUUCAACGAAUUAACGAUGACCACAUUGCACCUUCAACAGUACAUCAUAGCAUUUUCCUAGAUUGCAGUAGCUCUAAGAUUUCCUCGUAUUGCCACUAUAAAAAGCCAACCGACGUGAUACCUUGAUUCAGCAGUUGAAGACACGGAGUCGUUGACGAUAUCACAUCAACUUAUUUGUUCUAGUAAAACAAAACAAACAAAAAAAUGGGUUUAUCCGCCCGCAGUGCAGGACUGAUGCUCGUCAUUGCAUUAUUGAUACAAUUUGCAGCUUGUGCAGAUGCGAGCUCGUCAGGAACACAGAUAAGGAACAGCACAGGGUCAGAAGGCCAGAGAGAGGAAAAAUUUCUUUCUUUGUUUUCCAUCGUCCGUUUCCCGAACACGCUGUGUGUGGCAUCCAAUUCUUACAACGGGACAUGUUUGACAACUGCCGAGUGCUCUGCCAAAGGAGGAACAGCGUCCGGUACCUGCGCUUCGGGAUUCGGCGUCUGUUGUGUUUUGACCAUCCAAACGUGCGGUGCAACAACCAGUUUGAACAACACAUAUUGGCAAAAUAAUGGAUUCAGUUCGGCAUACACCACAGCUGGCCAAUGCUCCCUGUUUGUUAGCAGAGCCUCUUCUGAUGUCGACCAACUCCGAUUAGAAUUUUUAACCUUCACUUUGGCUCAGCCGGAUUCGGCUACGCUUAGUACCACUGGUCAGUGUAUAACUGAUUCUUUUACUGUUUCCGGUGCGGCCAACAUCGUCCCAGCUAUAUGUGGAGCCAAUUCCAACCAGCACAUGUACAUCAACAUCGGACCUGGAACGAGUACAGUUACCCUUAGCAUAAUCACAUCGGGAACAAGUACAUCUCGUUACUGGAACAUCAGGGUCAUCCAGAGUUCAGAAAACGAUUUUAUGGAAAGCAUCGAAUCUUUAAUGCAACUCGGCAUCGACGGAAACACAAGGAACAAAAAAGGAUGGAAUGCGCUUCAUCUUUUGUGUUUUUACAAUUCAAGCCAACAUUUAACUGCUGCAAUUAAACUCUUGAUCAAAUCCGGCAUCGAUAAGGACGCAAAGGAGAAGGAUGGAUGGAAUGCGCUUCACCUGUUAUGUUUUAACAAUUCAAGCCCAGGCUUAAUCGAAGCCAUUAACCUCUUGAUCAACCCCGACAACGACAUAAACGCAACAACCAACGGUGGAUCCAACGCGCUUCAUCUGUUGUGUUAUAAUAAUUCAAGCCGAAACUUAAUCAAUGCAAUUAAACUAUUGAUCGAAAUCGGUAUCGACAUAAACGCGAAGAAGAACGAUGGAUGCAAUGCGCUUCAUCUUUUGUGUUAUAACAAUUUAAGCCCAGGCUUAAUCGAUGCAAUUAAACUGUUGUUUGAUCAAGGCAUCGACAAAAAUGCAAAGAAUGGCAAUGGAUGGAAUGCACUUCAUAUUUUGUCUUUCUAUAAUUCAAGUCCACACAAAAUCGAUGCAAUUAAAUAUUUCAUCGAACUCGGCAUCGACGUAAUCGUAUAAAGGAGCGUUGGAAGCAAUGCGUAUAACAGUUCAAGUUCGCACUUAACCGAUGCAAUUGCAUACUUGAUCGAACUCGGUAUCGAGAAAAAGUAAAGAAGAACGAUUGGGGGAAUGCGCUUCAUCUUUUAUGUCGAUACAAUUGAAGCCCACACUUAAUCGAUGCGCUAAAACCUCCUUCAUUGGGCUGUUUAUUAAGGCAGACAGAUGAGCAGGCAAACAAAAUACUCAAACAAAAGUACGUGCUACGUUACAAUGAAUGAGACAAUUAGUAUUUCGAAUUCAAAUAUCAACACAUGUUGGCUAAGUAAAAUAAAUUGACAUACGAAAAAAAAAAAAAGAUACCUGUCGAUGGGCUAUCUCACAAAGUGCGACACAUCAGCUGGAACCUGAAUAAAACGAACCUGGCAACACAAGUGAAUGGAAGAGUCUGAGGAAGCGUAAUGAAAACAAACUGAUCCCUUUGUUUUAGUACUCACGUGCUUGAUAAGAAACCAACUAGUUGUUUUCGCCCUUUCUUAUCAACCAUUCCCUUGCUUAUCAUUGCAAAUAUCAUUAGAAAUAUUUUUGCUCUGUACAA